Exophiala aquamarina CBS 119918 is the source of this 870-nucleotide messenger RNA. Its product is annotated as S-formylglutathione hydrolase. Gene Ontology annotation, molecular function: S-formylglutathione hydrolase activity. Bases 1 to 870 code for a protein of 289 amino acids. Gene Ontology annotation, cellular component: cytosol. Lineage: Eukaryota; Fungi; Ascomycota; Eurotiomycetes; Chaetothyriales; Herpotrichiellaceae. Gene Ontology annotation, biological process: formaldehyde catabolic process. The transcript has 3 exons. The record is from RefSeq and is a predicted model, not a curated record.
AUGUCUGUCACGACUUCGGCAACUAUCGCCUCCUUUGGCGGCAAGCUUCUCAAGCUGGCUCAUAACUCCUCCGUUAUUGGUGGUGAAAUGAAAUUCAACCUGUAUCUCCCUCCUCAAGCUACCAAGGGUGGCUCCAAAAUACCACUUUUAAUCUAUCUUUCCGGCCUCACCUGCACCGCCGAUAACUGCUCGGAGAAAGGUUUCUUCCAGCACGGAGCAAGCAAGAAAGGCAUUGCAGUCUUGUACCCGGACACUAGCCCAAGGGGGGUUGGAAUCAAGGGUGAAGAUGACGCUUAUGACUUCGGUACCGGCGCUGGAUUCUACGUCGACGCCACUGUCGCCCCCUGGUCCACCAACUAUAAAAUGUAUUCCUAUAUCACCGACGAGCUACCAAAGACGGUGUUUUCCGUCUUCGACCAAAUAGACCCCAACAGAGUGAGCAUCACGGGCCACAGCAUGGGCGGCCACGGUGCCUUAUCACUAUACCUGAAGAACCCUGGAAAAUACAAGAGCGUUAGCGCUUUCGCUCCCAUCGCCAACCCCUUAAGAGCCCCCUGGGGAGAGAAGGCCUUCAAGGGCUAUUUCGGUGAGGAGAACUGGCAGACGAAGGGCGCCGAGCAUGACUCUACCGAGCUGCUCAAGAAGUGGAAAGGUGGAGACCUCGACAUUCUGAUCGAUGUGGGCACCGGAGACAACUUCUACAAACAAGGCCAGCUCCUACCGGAGAACUUCAUUGCCGCCGCGAAAGAAAUUGGGCAGGAGAAAGGAGUCAACGUCCGGUUCCAGCCAGACUACGACCACAGCUACUACACCAUGUCGUCCUUUGCCGAUGAUCACAUCGACCAUGCCGCGAAGCAUUUGUUUGCAUAG